Molecule: messenger RNA, 2328 nt
Organism: Ustilago hordei
Lineage: Eukaryota; Fungi; Basidiomycota; Ustilaginomycetes; Ustilaginales; Ustilaginaceae
Exons: 2
Coding region: 1-2328 (775 amino acids)
Biological process (GO): DNA integration
Molecular function (GO): nucleic acid binding
Source: RefSeq, a predicted model, not a curated record
AUGAGGAUCCACUCAACCACUAGCGAUGAGAAGGUGCGCACUGUCAAGGAGUGGCCAAUGCCAGAGUCAAUCCAUGACAUCCAGAGGUUCCUGGGUUUUGCCAACUUCUAUCGAAGGUUCAUAGCCCACUUUGCUCGCAUAGCCAAGCCCUUGACAGCACUGGUAAAGCCUAUAGAACGGUUCAAGAAGUUCGAGCUACCAGAGGAGGCCCAACAGGCCUUCCACAAGCUCAUCCAGGCCUUCACAUCAGCAGGAGUGCUUCAGCACUUCGACUACCACCUUCCAACAAGGUUGGAGACUGAUGCAAGUGACUUUGCUAUAGCAGGAGUGCUCAAGCAGGAGCAUGAAGGACGAUGGCAUCCAGUGGCCUUCUACUCUAGGAAGAUGUCUUCUGCCGAGAAGAACUAUGAGAUCCAUGAUAAGGAGCUCCUAGCUGUGGUCGCCUGCCUCACUCAGUGGCGACACAUGCUAGCUGGACUACCGAACCAACUGGUCAUCCUCACUGACCAUGAAGCCCUCAAGUACUUCAAGUCACAGAGACACAUCACAGGUCGACAGGCUCGAUGGGCCAUACUACUAGCAGACUUCGACUUCAUAUUGCAGUAUCGACCAGGAGACAAAGGUGGUGAACCCGAUGCUCUCACCAGAAGGACAGACAUGCAACCAGCCGGUGAAGAGCAGGAUCACAAUGUGAGGCAACUACUGCCUCCUCGAGUGUUCAAGGAGACAGCAGACCAUGACUCGCUCCUAGUGGCCCCCAUGAUCUCGAUGGAGUCCAUAGCAUCAAAAGGUCUCAAAGACCUGGUCAAGAUCUUCCAGCCCUUAGACCAAGAGCUACAGGAGAUACAUAGGAAGAAGCCCUUCGAGGUCAGGGAUGACCUAUGGUACAGUGGAGGAAGGUUGGUUAUCCCCAAGGUGAUCAUGCCAGGGAGGACCAACAACCGACACUCAAGGAGUGCCAAAGAGGUAGAUGGACAGUCUCUCUCUGUAGAGCAUCUGCGAUUCAUGGUGAUGACCCAAUGCCAUGAUGGUAUCACUGCUGGACACGUAGGAAGAGAUGCUACCAUCAAGGCAGCUCAACGACAUUACUGGUGGCCAAACAUGACAGCUUGGAUUGCAGACUAUGUAGCAAGUUGUCCUGUAUGUGCUAGGUACAAAGCUCCUCGUCAUCGUCCAUAUGGUUUGCUACAGCCACUAGCAACCCCAGACAGGCCCUGGGGCUCCAUAUCCCUCGACUUCAUUGAAGGACUACCACCAUCAAAGAAGUAUGACUCCAAGACCUAUGACUCUAUCCUAGUCAUUGUCGACAGGUUAACCAAGUUUGCCAUACUAGCUCCAACCCAUAAGACGGUCACAGCCAAACAGACUGCAGUAUUGCUGUAUGGACACAUGGUUAGACUCUUCGGAUAUCCAGAUCACAUGGUCUCGGACCGAGGCAGGCAGUUCAUAUCCGGAGCAUGGAAGGCAUUUGCAGAGCAAAUGGGUGUGAAGCACUCACUUAGCACGGCUUACCAUCCUCAAACUGAUGGUCAGACAGAGAGAGUCAAUCAGGUCAUAGAACAAUAUCUCAGGAUGUACUGCAACUAUGAGCAGAAUGACUGGGCCAACCUGCUGGACACUGCGGCCUUUGUAUACAACAACACGGUCCACAACAGCAUUGGUGUCUCACCAUUCUUUGCAUGCUAUGGAUGGAACCCCAAAGCUCAUCCUGACAUCCCUCAACGACUAGGAGUCAAUGAUCCAGGUCGCUUCGAGUACCUCAUGGAUGGAAAGGAGCGUUGCAAGUACCUCCAGGAGCAGAUCAGAGAGGCACAACGCAGAUCAGUAAACCAGUAUAACAGGAAGCACAAGGACAUCGAGUUUAAGGUGGGUGAUAUGGUCUAUAUCAACCGACGAAACUGGAAGACAAGGAGACCCACACCCAAGUUAGACACCCGGUUCGCAGGACCCUACCCAGUUCAGGAACGGGUAGGACGCCGAGCUUAUCGAAUCACAUUGCCAGCAAACCUUAGGGUGCAUGAUGUGUUCCAUGUCUCCAUGCUCGAGCCAGCAAGAACAAGUUCUCUUCCUCAACGUGCUGAACAGCCCACCAUACCAUCACUUCCAGAUGAGGACCUCGACUUCGAAGUCGAAGCACUCAUCGACAAGCAUUCACACAAUGGGACUACGGAGUACAAGGUGUUGUGGAGAGGGUACUCAGAGGAAGCUGCUUCAUGGGAACCAGUAGAGAACCUCAACUGUCCCGACCUCAUCCAGGAGUAUGAGGUGUCGGAGGGGGGACGAGUGAGUAGACAGAGUGAAGAGAGGAGGAGAGAACAGGAGGAGUAG